AUGUCGGUACUGGAUUGGGCGGGAAAGCUGUCCACCGAAUUCGGAAUAUAUGAUGUAGAAUUGACUGCCGAAUUCUGGGAGAAGCACGCACGAAAAGUCCGUAGGAAACUGGCGAGGGAUAAAUGCCCUCGAGAAAGUUUUGGAAGCUUCGAGCUGCUGAAAUUCUUGAGCAGCGGCUCUUUCGGAUCUGUGUUCAAAGUGAGAAUGAAAAGGAACAGGAAGGUCUUCGCAAUGAAAGUGCAGCCAAAGCGGCUGAUCGUGCGCAAGGAAGCACAAAAGUACGCGAUUCAAGAGAAGCGGAUUUUUGCAGCAGUUGAUUUCGAAUUCAUCGUCAAGCUAUUCUAUGCAUUCAAGGAUAACGCGAAUCUCUUCCUCGUAAUGGAAUUGUUCGAAAACGGCGAUCUGAGUCUGCUCUUGAAACAUGAAAAAAAAUUGACCGAAUGGCGAGCUAAGCUUUACGCCGGCCAGCUUGUGCUUGUCAUCGAGUAUUUACAUCGCGCCCGAAUCGUAUUCCGAGACCUCAAACCUCCGAAUAUUCUCAUAGCUGACGACGGAUAUCUCAAAUUGACUGAUUUCGGUCUCGCGACCGUAUUCCAUGGAUCGACGUACACUCUAUGCGGAUCGCCCCCGUACAUGGCGCCAGAGAUCCUCCGACGCCAGCAGUACGGGCCAGGAGUCGAUUGGUGGGCUCUCGGAAUAAUUGUUUACGAGAUGCUGCACGGUCAACUCCCUUUCAGAUGUCCAGGAAAUGAGGGAACAGUCCUCGAGAGGCUCAUCCUGACAGCACCGCUAGAGUUCCGUGGAGGUCUGGACAGAACCGCAGAAGACUUCAUCUCGAAAUUGUUGGAACGGGAAGAUUCGCGACGUCUGGGCUCGUUGCAUCGGGGUGCUGAUGAUGUUUUGGAUCAUGAAUGGCUAUGGGAGGUCGACUUCGACUUGCUGUAUGCGAAGAAAUACCAAAUUCCUGUAUCGAAGAGGCUGAGAUAUCUUCAGGAGCGAGGACACUACGAGGCAAUCCAUUUCGAUCCCAAGGACUACUUCCCGCAUGAGUUCCAGGACUUCUGA
This is a messenger RNA of Galendromus occidentalis (western predatory mite), 1065 nucleotides long. RefSeq names its product cAMP-dependent protein kinase catalytic subunit beta-like. NCBI's taxonomy places the organism in Eukaryota, Metazoa, Arthropoda, Arachnida, Mesostigmata, Phytoseiidae. Gene Ontology annotation, cellular component: cAMP-dependent protein kinase complex. Gene Ontology annotation, biological process: protein phosphorylation. Bases 1 to 1065 code for a protein of 354 amino acids. The transcript has 2 exons. The record is from RefSeq and is a predicted model, not a curated record. Gene Ontology annotation, molecular function: ATP binding; cAMP-dependent protein kinase activity.